AUGGACGCAUCAUCUACCGACAGGCCCAAGGAGGUCGCCGAGGGGGAAAAGGCCCAGUACACGGCUGGAAACAAUUACAGCGACGAGGACAUUGCGCUCGCAGCCUUGCGCAGGAUCACGACCAGCGAGCCUGGCCAUCCUACACACUGGCCUCUAUGGAAGAAGUGGCUCAUUACGACCAUUUACUGUAUGCUGCAGACAUUUGUCACGCUGACAAGUACGACAUAUGUGAGCGCCGAGUUCUUGAUUGAGGAGAAAUUCAAUGUCUCGAACACGCAAAUCGUCGCUCUCGGACAGAGCAUGUUUAUCCUUGGAACCGCCGUAGGACCCGUUGUCCUCGGACCUCUAUCCGAUAUUGGUGGCCGCAAAUGGGUCUAUGUCGUCGCAAUCUUCUUUUAUGCACUGGUCAAUAUUGGCUGUGCUCUGCCCCUGAACCUGCCCAUGCUCAUCAUUUUCCAAUUCCUUAGUGGAACAACUGGCAGUGUAGCCUUGUGCAAUGUCGCAGGAACUAUUGCAGACUUGUUUGGCAGCGAAGAUGGCGCCGGCCAACCCAUGGCCUUGUUUGUCGCAUCCGCCAACAUUGGUCCCAGUAUUGGAUCUCCUGUUGGAGAAUGGAUUGCAGACAAUGUCAACAUGGGCCUACCCUGGAUCUUUUGGAUCAACGUCAUUAUUGCCGCUGUUUUUGUUGUCAUCAUGUGCUUCAUUCCCGAAACACUGCCCAGCAUUGUGAUUCGCAAUGAGGUCAAGAAGCGCAACCUUGACGAGCCCGAGGAGAUUGCCGUUCUCGAGGAAAAGGUCAAUGUUUUCAAGGAAAUCAGAUUUGUCACCUUGAUGGCUCUGCGCAUCAUGGUCACCGAGCCCAUGGUCACUUUGCUCGGUGUUUACAAUGGGUUUGCCUAUGGUCUCUUGUUCCUCUACCUGGACGGAGUGUUUGAUGUGUUUGUCGUCAACAAUGGUCUGUCCUAUAUUGGUGCCGACUUGACCUACCUCAACUUUGUUGUAGGUGUCGUGGUCAUGUUCAUGUUUAUCCCACUCCAGACCUGGCUCUUUAAGCGCGACCGUCUCAAGAAUGGUGGCAUUGGCCGACCAGAGGCACGCUUCCUGACGUCUCUCGUCACCGUCUGGCUCUUUCCCGUCUCGCUCCUCUGGUUCGCCUUUACCUGCGACGGCAACACUUCGUUUUGGUCGCCCGUCGUUGCCGGUGGUGUUCUCGGCUUUUGCGACCCUCUGCUGUGGCUCAGCAUGUUGAACUACAUCACCGAUGCCUACACGACUGUUGCCGGAUCUGCCAUUGCUGCUUUCCUUAUUCCUUCGUUUGUGAUUGCUGCUGCCUUGGCCCAUGCUGGUAUCGCCAUGUUUGAAAACAUGAGCAGCAAGUGGGCAAUGGCCACUCUUGGCUUUGUCUCUUUUGGCCUGGUAGCUCUCAUUUAUGUUGUAUACUUUUUUGGCCCAAGGAUGCGGGCUCGAUCAAAGAUUGCCCGAUCUCCUUAG
Pestalotiopsis fici W106-1 is the source of this 1491-nucleotide messenger RNA. RefSeq lists its product as uncharacterized. Gene Ontology annotation, biological process: transmembrane transport. The transcript has 4 exons. Gene Ontology annotation, molecular function: transmembrane transporter activity. The record is from RefSeq and is a predicted model, not a curated record. Lineage: Eukaryota; Fungi; Ascomycota; Sordariomycetes; Amphisphaeriales; Sporocadaceae. The coding region runs from base 1 to 1491 and encodes 496 amino acids.